Molecule: messenger RNA, 1624 nt
Organism: Olea europaea var. sylvestris
Lineage: Eukaryota; Viridiplantae; Streptophyta; Magnoliopsida; Lamiales; Oleaceae
Exons: 10
Coding region: 93-1520 (475 amino acids)
Biological process (GO): mRNA splicing, via spliceosome
Cellular component (GO): nucleus
Molecular function (GO): RNA binding
Source: RefSeq, a predicted model, not a curated record
UAAUGCCCAAUAUAAGAGAUUGAUUUUAGGAAAUUAUUUGGGUUCAAUUCUAGAACAAUCAAGAAAACCCAAUUGGGAACACAUACCAAAUUAUGGCGGGAACUGAACGAUCACAGGAAACCAAUUGCACCUUCGAGUGGGAUGAAGAUUCUCAGCUCUACUACCAUGCUAGCACUGGAUUUUACCACGACCCACAAGCAGGGUGGUAUUUCAGCAGCGUAGAUGGACUUUAUUACAAAUUCGAAAAUGGGAAUUAUGUGCUCCUUGAGUCCAAUCUGGAUGGGGAUCAAUCUGAAUUACAUAAUUCUAAUUGUGAAGGCGAAGUAUUGGGAGCUGAAAAGGAUCAAUUUGAAUUACAUAAUGCUAAUUGUGAAGGCGAAGUAUUGGGAUCUGAAAAGGAAGGAGCUGCACUUUCUGCUGAAUCUUCCCUAGAUCCCUCAAUUUGCAUCAGCAACGAACAAUCUGAGUAUCCACCUCCGGCAUCAGAAUGGCUGGAAGAUACUCUCAUUGAUAUGUACUUAUCGGGUUAUUCCAACCAAUCAACUCAUGCUGCUGCUUCUGACAUGGCAAUGUCUGUGGAAACUAGUGAUACACAGCAGCUAAAUCUUCCAGCAGAUGGAGACGAUGACAUUCAAGAACUGGAAGAAGGCGAAUGGAUCCCGUAUGAGCCUAAUUGUUUAACUGACUUUAGCAGCAAUAUAGCAGAUGAAGGUAUAUCUCUAGAAGAAGAGAAUUGGAGAGCUCAGUACGGUCAAGUUAGUCAACCAAAUGAAGAGUGGAUAUCAGAUCUGCACAUGGUGGAUUUAUGGGACUGGGCAUUAGUUAAAGGGAUCAAAAAAGAUGGAAAAGGUGAGGUGGCUAGGCUGGUUGGCCAACUAAAAAAGCGCUCUAGCAAGCUCCAUCCAUCUAUAUCUUCAGCUCGUGUGAAAACUGCUCCAGUGUGUGAAGUGUAUCUUGAUAUGGUACGGGUGACUUCAGGUCAGCUAUAUAGAUUGAGGAUUCCUAGCUCGCAAUACUUGGCAUCCUUGUUGGUUUAUGAUGCAUCCGACCCUACGAAAGAUUGGGGUUUCCCACAAUUGUCAAUCGAUAAACACAUGAAUAAGAUACCAAAAUAUCAUUCGAAGUCCGAAUCUAAAAGCUCGGAAGAUCUUGCUGUCCUAGAGGACCAGUCUUUGUCCUCAGAGAAGCUCUGCUCAUCUAAAAAGGAUCAUGUUUAUAGAGACAGAGCUGCUGAGAGAAGAGCUCUGCAUGGUGGCUUUGGUAUUGGUCCAGAACAAAAAACGUCACUUGAUAGUACUGAUUCUCCAUCAUCUCUUAUUUCUUUACACCCCGAAGAAGCUGCAGUCGAGUCGUUAAGCAUUUCCUUCGGGGCAGGAAGUUAUGCCAGAAAAAUUCUUGAAAGCAUGGGCUGGAAGGAGGGGGAGGCACUUGGCCGUGGCACCAAUGGUUUGAUCGAACCAUUACAAGCAAUUGGAAACAAAGGAAAUGCUGGUCUGGGUUGGGAUGAUGGUAGAAAGUAAUUUCUAAUGAGAGGAGAGAUUAAUUAAAUUGUACCCAGUUCUAGUGAAAAUAAUACUUAUUAUAAUUAUUAUGUUGGGUUCGACGUUCUAUUUUGGCCUCAUCA